Molecule: messenger RNA, 576 nt
Organism: Pestalotiopsis fici W106-1
Lineage: Eukaryota; Fungi; Ascomycota; Sordariomycetes; Amphisphaeriales; Sporocadaceae
Exons: 2
Coding region: 1-576 (191 amino acids)
Biological process (GO): N-terminal peptidyl-methionine acetylation
Cellular component (GO): NatB complex
Molecular function (GO): protein-N-terminal amino-acid acetyltransferase activity
Source: RefSeq, a predicted model, not a curated record
AUGGCCGUCAGCUUCCGGCGCUUCAGGCCCGAGGACCUGAAUAGGAUCUCCCUGUGUAACUUGGAUCCUCUCACCGAGACUUACGAUAUCUCCUUCUACCUACAGUACUAUGCAAAGUGGCCUUCAAUGUUCAUCGUUGCCGAGGAUAGUCGGGGUAACAUUGUUGCAUACAUCAUGGGCAAGCUCGAGUCUUCGCCGUCCUGGAUGACCGGCUCACCGCACUACCUGCCCUGGCACGCCCACAUCACGGCGCUGACCGUCUCCCCGGCGUACCGGCGGACGGGCAUUGGCAGCAUCCUGACGGAGCGGCUGGAGCAGGAGGCCGACGUCGGCCGCGCCUACUUUAUGGACCUCUUUGUGCGCCGCAGCAACCAGCGCGCCAUUGACUUUUACCGCCGCAACGGCUACAGCGUCUUUCGUGUCGUCCGUGACUACUAUGGCGACAACGUCACGGAUCCCACCGCCUCGGGCGAGGACGCCUUUGAUAUGCGCAAGUCCAUGAAGCGCGACGCUGCCGGCGAGCAUGUCCGUGAGGACGGCGAGAAGUUUGAGGUCGAUCCCGAGGAUGUCUUUUAG